AUAGCAGUACAAACCUACAAAACUGAAUUGAUCACGUAUUUUGUAGUUGCAGGGUUCUGAAGAAAGAUUUGGCCAGAUACCAAGGGUGAAAAUGUAUUCAAGAAGGACACUACUUCACACUCCAUUCCCUGGGCAACCCUCUGGUCCAAGCCAGCCAGUGGCUGCAACCACGGCCACUGGAAGCAGCUUCGACGCAAACGUCGUCAUGAUCCUAGCUGUUCUUCUCUGUGCAUUGAUCUGCGCACUUGGGAUCAACUCGAUAGCCCGGUGUGCACUGCGGUGCUCGAGCCGGGUUGUCGUGGGUGCUGAGCAAAAUCAUGUGAGCCGGCUGGCGAAGGGUGGGCUAAGGAGGAAGGCCCUCCGGGCCAUGCCUAUCCUGGUCUACUCCUCUGGGUUGAAACUCAAUACUGCCUGCCCGAUGUGCGCGAUUUGCCUCUCAGACUUUGAGGCUGGAGAGCAUGUAAAAGUCCUGCCCAAGUGCAACCAUGGUUUUCAUGUCAGAUGCAUUGAUCGGUGGCUCCUGGCACGAUCGUCGUGCCCAACAUGCCGGCAGUCCUUGUUCGGGGAGCCGCAGAAGACGUCUGGCUGCUCCGAGCUGAGCCAGGCCGACCCAGCAGGAGUCCACGCUGCCCUUGUGCCACUCAGGCCUGAAGGUCUCAUCACUACAUAUGAUGUUUAGAGUCUUCCAGUUGUUACAUGAAGGAUAGAAGGGUGGGGAAUAGAACGAUAGAAGGUUCGUGUUCACUAGAUGUUCCUGCCAAACUGGCUUGUAGUCCUGUUACUCCUGUACAUUCUGUAGUCUAUAGUAGAAGUUAUACAUUUCCUCGAUGUUUUAGUUCAUGUGUUGACCAAUUA
This is a messenger RNA of Lolium rigidum, 855 nucleotides long. RefSeq names its product RING-H2 finger protein ATL78-like. Gene Ontology annotation, biological process: protein ubiquitination. The transcript has a single exon. Bases 92 to 679 code for a protein of 195 amino acids. NCBI's taxonomy places the organism in Eukaryota, Viridiplantae, Streptophyta, Magnoliopsida, Poales, Poaceae. The record is from RefSeq and is a predicted model, not a curated record. Gene Ontology annotation, molecular function: transferase activity.